Owenia fusiformis is the source of this 2954-nucleotide messenger RNA. The record is from the annotation of a GenBank genome assembly. NCBI's taxonomy places the organism in Eukaryota, Metazoa, Annelida, Polychaeta, Sabellida, Oweniidae.
AUUUGUUUAUGAUGGAAAGUUCUACAGACUACCUGUUGGAUUUUUGUUAAUUUUCUGGAUUAUACUCACUUUUAUACCACUUGAUAACACGACACCACAACAAAGGCAAUUUGUUGAUUCUCCAGGAAGACAAAGAUGCCUAGAGGAAGGGCUAAAAGGACGAGAAUAGAUGAUAAUGGAGUUAAACAUCAUAUUCCAAUGACCAAUGCUGAAAGACUGGCAGAAGCCAAGAGGGCCGCUAAGGGCCGUAGGGACCUGGAGGUUGAUGCUUUUAAAACACUCUGCCAUGCUCUCCCAUAUUCAAAUGAAUCGUUGUCCAAACUUGAUAAAUCAUCCCUGCUGCGAUUGACUGCUAACUACAUCACCAUGAAGCAGAUUGUCCAAUCAGGAACUAAAAACCUGAAUGAUGAAAGCCAGAUGAAAGCUAUUGAAAGUGGGGAGGAAGAUCGGCAAAGUGCUCUGGCUAUUUCAACAUCCCCUGCCCCUGCAUUUAUAGAUGAACUAAAUCAACCUGAGGGGAUACGGGAAGGAGAGAUGAUGCUGGAGGCUCUAAAUGCUUUCGUUAUAUUCGUCACGAAGAAAGGCAAUGUUCUGUACGUCUCCCCAAAUGUGAAGGAGCAUAUAGGAUUUGAGCAGAUUGAUUUACUCAACAAAAACAUUGAAAGUUACAUCCAUCCAGAGGAUUUUCCGCUAUUCUGCAAACAAUUUAACUUCCAUUCUCCAAUCAAAGGACCAUCUAUAAGUGAGAUAUCACAGGGAGAUAAUUCACCGAAAGAGCCACCCUUAGCCAGUAGUACAGGUGAUGCUCUCGAGCGGCAGUUUUAUAUCCGCAUGAAAAGCUGUUUCAGAAAGCCUGGGAACAAGACAUUUCAGAAGACCUACGUGUAUGUACACUGGAAUGGUCGGCUGAAGAUGAAAAAUGAGUACAAGGCUAGUGGAAUAUCGUGUAUCUGUCGUCCCUUGCAGCCAGUCCCUCUACUUGAGGUUAGAAUGGAUGGGACAAUGUGGAUGAGUCGACACUCGAUGGAUAUGAAAAUACUCUCAUGUGACGCUAAAGUAUCAAGUUUGAUGGGUUACGGAGUUGACGAUCUCGUUGGGAAGUCUGUGUUCCAGUUUCACAAUGUCUUCGAUAUGAAGAAAUGUUACGAGUGCCAUAAAGGAUUGAUGGAGAAGGGAACUGGGAUGAGCAAGUACUACAGAUUUGCUGGACGCAACACUGACUGGGUCUGGACACAAACCAGAGCAACCCUGAUCUACCAGGCCAAUAACCAGCCCCAGUACAUUGUCUGUAUGAACCAGAUUAUAGGUCUUGAAGAAGGAAAUCGCUAUCUUGCAGAGGAAGAAGCUACAGAUCUUGAAGAAAUUAAACAAUUCACAAAAGGCGUCCUUGGAGCUAAUGAUGAAAUCAAAGAUGUAUCCCUUAAUAAGUCAGCCAUAAUGACGGAAACUGAUGUGCACUCAAAGCGUGAAAGUACGAAACAAAAUGGCCACCAUAAAUCCAUCACUGAGGUUAAAUCUCCAGUGACGUCAGAUAUAAAUUUGGAUGGCUCUCCAGAUAUAAUUCCACUGGAGGACGUUUCAGUGCCGCUGGUGCCGCCAAUCGUAAAUCAGAGUAUGGGCAAACUGCAAGCGCCAUCUAUGUUGGAGUUAUUAGAAGCUGUAUCUCCAACUGGCAGUUUUCAUUCAGAUUCAGCUUAUAGUUCCCAAUCACCCUCAAGUGGGGGUGGAUUAUCACCUCAACAUAAUUUUGGCCUCUUGUCGACCUCCAGCUGGGAUGGAUUAUCGCCCAAUGGUAAUGGAGGUGUCUCUAGUCCCACCACCCCUCCUAAUUCUUCUCAGCAGAGCCCUGAUGGUGAUCCCACGCUACCCCUGGACUCUCUUCAACAGGCUCUAGCUAUGGACAUAGGAAAUAGCAAUGUUACAAAUAUACCUGAUGAUAUUCUUAGCUUUGCUCUAGGCUUAAAUGAAGACCAAUUGAUUCAAGCAGCCACAUUGGAAGGUCAAUCUCAAAGUGAUGACUUCUCACACCUUACAAAUGAUAUGAUCUCAAACAAUGGCAUUCUCAGUAUGGAAACAAACACUGACAAUUUCACUAACUUCUCAAUCCAAGAUUGUAUGGUUAACCCUAUUAAUGCUGAACUUGGUAAUGAUGUAAUCUCAUCUUUGAAUGGUAGGGUUAAAUCAAUGGCUACAAAUUUUGAGCCAAAUGACCAUUCAUACACGACACUAAGGGGCCCACAGACCCCUUCUAAACACAAAAAGUCUCAGGGUAGCUAUGUUACAAGUAAAGUCAAUAAUUUAGGAAAGAAAAAUGCCAAUAAUCAGAGCAAAAAUGUCAAUAGUCAAAAUGGCAAAAAUGUUCAAGGACAAAAUGGCGGAAAUCAGUCUAGUGAACUUAUGAGCCUUUUAACGAAGCCUGACUCACCAAAGAAUGCGAAAAUGUCAGAAUUGGAAAAAUAUCUCCGUAGCGAGAAUCCAUUGAAACUUCAUGAGAAGGAACAACAGGCACCGUUGCUAAGACAACUAUUAGAAGGCUCAAUCACUGGCAGAGACGCUCAUCAGAAUCAACUCUGACAUUAAAAAUAUUAAAAUAGGACAAAUUUUAAGCAAGUAGCAUAUAUUGCUAUAUUGUAAAUGCUUUGGGUAAUUACAGCUGCUUGUAUGAUGUGGAUAUCCUCAUCCUCCAAACAUAGGUUUCAAGAACUCAUAACUUCCAAAGAAGGGUUAGGAACCCAGUGGAGACCUGCACUUGGAGGAUGGAAUAUUCUAGAUUCUACCAAAAAAUGAUGGUGUCCUGAGGAAUUUGUGUGCUGUAGAUUAAAUUUAAUUUUCUCAUGAUAUAUAUAAUAUAAUGUAUAUCUGAAAAUCUCAUUUAUGAUAUAAGUAAUGCUUUGUAAAUUCAAGAGCUUUAAGCCAAAUCGUUAUGUUUAUUGUCACCACUAAAAGUGGUGACA